Molecule: messenger RNA, 6471 nt
Organism: Artibeus jamaicensis (Jamaican fruit-eating bat)
Lineage: Eukaryota; Metazoa; Chordata; Mammalia; Chiroptera; Phyllostomidae
Gene: FBXW2
Product: F-box and WD repeat domain containing 2
Exons: 7
Coding region: 249-1643 (464 amino acids)
Molecular function (GO): protein binding
Source: RefSeq, a predicted model, not a curated record
GCGUGGAACACGGCUCCGGGAGCCGGGGACCUGGGAGCGAAGAACGGGUUGAAGGGAUCUGGCGUUGAUGUUAGACAUGGGAAAAUUGAGCCUCGGAGUUACUGCCUCAGUUUCCUUAGCUACGAAAUGAGUUUAACGAUGAUGGUCCAGGGCUGCCCUGAGUUUGAAAGAUGAAGUGUUGAGAGGUGGUGUAUGAAGUACAAGCUCUGUACUAAUGUGAGGGACUGCGCCAUAGUUGUGGGUAUGCCAUGGAAACAGGUAAAUUUUUCCAUAACCUUAUGGAGAGAAAGGACUUUGAGACAUGGCUUGAUAACAUUUCUGUUACGUUUCUUUCUCUGACGGACUUGCAGAAAAAUGAAACUCUGGAUCACCUGAUUAGUCUGAGUGGGGCAGUCCAGCUCAGGCAUCUCUCCAAUAACCUAGAGACUCUCCUCAAGCGGGACUUCCUCAAACUCCUGCCCUUGGAGCUCAGUUUUUAUUUGUUAAAAUGGCUUGAUCCUCAGACUUUACUCACAUGCUGCCUCGUCUCUAAACAGUGGAAUAAGGUGAUAAGUGCCUGUACAGAGGUGUGGCAGACUGCGUGUAAAAAUUUGGGCUGGCAAAUAGAUGAUUCUGUUCAGGACGCUUUGCACUGGAAAAAGGUUUAUUUGAAGGCUAUUUUGAGAAUGAAGCAACUGGAGGACCAUGAAGCCUUUGAAACCUCAUCAUUAAUUGGACACAGUGCCAGAGUAUAUGCACUUUACUACAAAGAUGGACUUCUCUGUACAGGGUCAGAUGACUUGUCUGCAAAACUAUGGGAUGUGAGCACAGGGCAGUGCGUUUAUGGCAUCCAGACGCAUACUUGUGCAGCAGUGAAGUUUGAUGAGCAGAAGCUUGUGACAGGCUCCUUUGACAACACUGUGGCCUGCUGGGAAUGGAGUUCCGGAGCCAGGACCCAGCACUUUCGAGGGCACACAGGGGCGGUGUUUAGUGUCGACUACAACGAUGAACUGGAUAUCUUGGUGAGUGGUUCUGCAGACUUCACUGUGAAAGUGUGGGCUUUAUCUGCUGGGACGUGCCUGAACACACUCACCGGGCACACGGAAUGGGUUACCAAGGUGGUUUUGCAGAAGUGCAAAGUCAAGUCUCUCUUGCACAGCCCUGGAGACUACAUCCUCUUAAGUGCGGACAAGUAUGAGAUCAAGAUUUGGCCAAUUGGGAGAGAAAUCAACUGCAAGUGCUUAAAAACAUUGUCUGUCUCUGAGGAUAGAAGUAUCUGCCUGCAGCCAAGACUUCAUUUUGAUGGCAAAUACAUUGUCUGUAGUUCAGCACUGGGCCUCUACCAAUGGGACUUUGCCAGUUAUGAUAUUCUCAGGGUCAUCAAGACUCCUGAGAUACCAAACUUGGCCUUGCUUGGUUUUGGAGAAGUCUUUGCCCUGCUGUUUGACAACCGCUACCUAUAUAUCAUGGACUUGCGGACAGAGAGCCUGAUUAGCCGCUGGCCCCUGCCAGAGUACAGGAAAUCAAAGAGAGGCUCAAGCUUUCUGGCAGGCGAAGCUUCCUGGCUGAAUGGACUGGAUGGGCACAAUGACACGGGCUUGGUCUUUGCCACCAGCAUGCCUGACCACAGUAUUCACCUGGUGUUGUGGAAGGAGCACGGCUGACGCCACGAGCCACCACUGCUGGCCGACUUUGGGUGCCUGGGCUGCAGGUUUUGAGUGCAACCUCUAUGGCGGCCGACUGCAUGAACCAAAGUUCUCACUUAAUGGUAUCAUCACGCAGUGCACAAUCAUUUAUCUCUGUUUGCCAGGGGGCCAGGGCUCUGGGUGGGGGAGGGCUCGUUUUAUUGACAUACAGCGAAGCAUGCUAAGGGGGCACACCAUCGACUUCACUUGUACGUAGUUAUGUUGGUCAGUAUAAGAGGAUGCAUUUGGGGUUCAUCUUUCUUGAAUAUUGGUUUUAAGUAAAGAAACUCAAAUGAUUUAUUAAUCUGCUAAUUGGUUGCCUAUAAAAACACGUUCAUUCUUAUUAAAGCUUUUUACCAUCGCCUUUUUUCUUUUGAAGUUGAAGCAAAGGUGCUAUGAUGUUUUAUAGUAACUUUUCUCACAUGGGGCUUUGCUUUUGUAACAAGCAGUAUUACGAAGACCACCAAGUCCUGUGACAUUCAAAAACUCUCCACCAAACACCAGUUCUAAAGAAAGUUGGUCUUCUAGUACAAACCCAGUUCUAUAAAUUGUUUGUAAUGUAUUCUGAUUCCUAGUUCUUGGCAGAGUCAAAGCUAGCCACGUCUUGAGCUGUGAGGAAGUUGUGUAGUUCUUGUGUCCAUCUGGGGCCAGCUUGUCCUCGGUCUCCCACAGCAUAGGUGACUGCACAGGAGGUGACAUGGUGCAGCUGUAGGAGCACUGAGGUGGAAGACUGGACGGGCUCUGCUACCUAGGAACCCUGUGACCUCAGACGUGUCACACCCCUGGCCCUGAUUCUCUGUCUGCACAGCUAAUUGUUAAGUGAUUUGUAAGAUUCUUUCUGGUCCUGUAUCUGCUGAGAUGUCCAAAAGUUGAUAUUUUUGUUUUGUCUGAUUACAGAUUCAUUGUUUCUUUGAGAUUGGAGAUAAUAUAUCAAUGAAAUUACUGACACAAAGUAGUCAUCUGUAAGGAAACCAAAUAUAGGAAGAAGAUGGCUAAAAGGAGAGUGUAGAAAAUGCACAUACUCCACUGAGGAUAUGUAAAUGAUUGGUGGAAGAAGUGUGGAUAGGAGUUGUGGUUCUGUACAGAGGCCGUGUUAUCAGAAAGAUACCUGACCCUAAUUUUCCCCCUUAACUUGAUGUAUGUCCUCAGGCAGGUUUGCUUUCUGUCCCUGGGCCCUUUUUAAAAAAAUCUUUACAAUGAAGGAAUUGCCCUUAAUUAGGGUUCACAAGCUCACGUGUCCGGGGAGUUGCACAGAUGACAGAAAUGGGAAGCAAGCUGGGUGGGACUGUGCUGAACCGCAGAGGGCUCAGAACAGAGCGGGUACUCAGCUCGGAGCCUUAGGCGGAAACGAGCCCAGCCCGGCGUUCGCAGGUCUUCAGUUUUUUUCAGGAGGAACAGAAUUUUGUUUGAAAUUUCCUGAUUUAAAAAUGUUGACAACUAAUUGAAGAUAAUUUCGAAUACAGCAGGCUACACCAGUCAUGUCUAUGGGCUGCCAGCUGGUUUUCUCCACCCUCUCACUGCUGUAAAGUGAAAGAAUGCUGUGUAAUUCAGCAGUGGAAAUGUUUUAACAAAUUUGGCCAUUCAACUGUCCCUUUGUAUUACUGGGGAGCGGGGGGAGGGGGCUUGCCCCAUUCACAGACAGGAAAGGAGUUUAAAGAUGAACAUAAGAACCAGACCCUCAGUGAGAGUCUCUGCCUGGCUCUGACCGUGAUGCAAAGCAUACCCCUUCUAGGUGGGAAAAGGGGUUCGCAGCAGAGCUGAGACUGAUGCAAAUUCUGCAGCAUGUACACAGUUCUCCCAGGGUCUGAAUUCUCAAGAGCCUGGCAAUGAACCGACUGCUAUGAAGUUUAGAAGAUUGAUGGUUUCAAGGACAGGCUUAGUUAAUAUCCAUGGUGACACUAAAGGAAUUAGGUAAAAGAACAGUAUCUUCCUCCAUCCCCUAAAUCCAUCUCAUACUGAGUUCUAUGUAUAAACUCUGCUUGGUCCUCCAAGAAAUGGAACCCGAAUUGCAGCUGGAAUCUAUUUGGCAGGAGCCUCGGGAGACUGGGGGCAGUGAUGAGGGUAAAUGACUUUUUCCUUCUCCUGCAGCCUAAAUAAGUAACUGAGAUUACUGUUUCCAUGACCAUCCCCACUCCCGCCCCACUUUGCGAUUACUCAGUAGACUCAAAGAGCGAGUCAUUUAUAAUAGCCUUUGUGGGGGGAUGUGUUUUGGAAAUGACAUACCUGAAACUUGUAUGGUGUAUCCCACUUCCCGUUUCUGUUGUGAACAUGUGCGUCACCGCAGUGGCACUGAGGAUGACAGAUUCUGACAGUUCUGGAGGCUGGGGCUGGAGUCCUCCUUUGCGUCCUCCUCACAGCAGCCUUCACAGCACCAGAGCAUUUUAUUUAAUUGCCUUGUAGUUAGAUGUGGCCACACCAUUGCCAGCUUUUAUAAGAAUGGACUACUAACUCAUCCUUUAGAAAAAUGAAGCAGAAUGGGGAGUCAACAAAAGUGGCCAGGGGAUAACCAGCUGUAGUUGCCUGGUGUCCUUUCAUCGAGCUGGGGGCCGUCUUCUCCACACACUUGACGUCUGCUUCCUUAGCUCAGAGGUGAGGGUCAGGGCUUGCCUCUUCUCUUGUGACUGUUCUCAUCUCUGAAAAAUUCUUAAGUUACAGGCAGAUGACUCCACCCUUAUGUGUAUUGUAUAUCUUGAAUGACGCUGAGUUUGAUGGACUCAAGGGCUUCUCCCAGGGCCCUAAAGGCGCGCAGAACAACCCAGGCUCCAGGGUGAGGGUCCUGGACAGCUGGGUGUAAGGUUUUUAGCAGACUGUGUUUCCAUUUCAGUGGAAGCUACCAUAUUUUGCCAUGUAAUGUGCACUUUUUUUUUUGCCCAAAAUUUUGAGAAAAAAAUAAGGAUGUGCAUUAUACAUGGGUAGUACUAAUUCUAUAUCUAAAUGUUAAUUUUUUAAUUUAUGCUUAUGCAGUAAAAAUGUAACUCUAGAAAGCAAUAAUGAUAUCCAUUUGCAAAAUAAUACCCUGAGGUACAAUAAUCAGUUUUGUUCCUAAAAAUUAAUUAAGAAAAAAGUUAAAAUGAAAGAUUUUUUUCCCUGAAAGUUUGGACCAAAACUAUGGGUGUGCAUUAUACAUGGGAGUGCAUUAUACACAGUGAAAUACAAUAGUUUCCUCCAGCCCUGUUACCAGUGUGUCAAAACUGGUCCUAGGCCAACUUUCAGACCUAGUAGAGAAGUAGGAAGAAAGACCCUCCAGGGAGGGCUCAACUUGGAAGGAGCUCUGAAGGAAGGGUCCCAUGUUUGGAUAGCUUCUCAUCAAUGGAAAGUGAGAAAUAUUGUGUUACAUUUUAAGGUUUGCACUUCAUUUUUCAAAGUUUAAAAAUUACUCUGUUCUGGCCAUUGAAAAUGCUUAAAAUAUGAAUGAGGAUUAUGUAAUCAUUCUAGUGUUUGCUGUUGGGAGAAUGAUUUCUGCUCUGAAUUUAUAAAAAAGGGAGAAAAAAAUGUUUGGAAACAGUAUUAUUUAGACAUGAAGACAUUGUUUCUGUUAGAUUAAGCAUUUUACCCAAAGUAGCUGAGGAGGAUAGUGGAGUCUGGCUUUACACACCGCUCUGGCCAAACCCAGCCAGCUCCGUGCAGCUGUGCUCAUGUGCCCUGGCUGCUUGGGAGCCUGGAGGUGUGUCUUCCCACCAUCACUUCCAGUUCUCUGGGCCUCCUCUGGGCCUCUUGCAGGCCUCGGUGUCUGAAUCUCUUGCUUUUGCUGCAGGGAAGUGUGCAGAAUCAGCUGCUCCAGGAUGCAACCUGGGGCAGGGCACACUGUCCCCUUUGCCUUUAGGGACACGGAGUUGGCAGGAUAGGGGAGAAGCUCCUUUAGGUCUGUCCCCUUGAGAGAGCCUUUGUACCUGGUUCUGCUGGUUCUUGCCAGGACACAUAAGACACUGCUGGGAGUUAGUCCCCAGAUGGAGUGUCUGAUGAAAGGACAGGUUAGCAUUCUUGACAAAAAUGCCUCCUAGCUGUCUCUGGCAGUGUCUCUGACCAGAGGUUCCCCAUUCCCACUCUAGGAAAGUGAAAUUUUUUCAGGAUAAAUCCUCAAAUUGAUGACUGGACAGUCUUGUACCAUUCCCAUCAGCCUGAUCAGGCUGAAAAGGCUCAUGCUCCCUGCAGAAAGGUGUUUUCCAGUCACGUCUUUCCACAUUUUCCAGUCUUCUCUAGUGUGAUUUCGUUGCUUAGUAUUACGUUCCUGACUAGUGUAAACCCACUUAAUUACUGUAGCUUAAAGAAUCAGCUGGUUCUACUAGUCAGGGAUGUGCACAAAUAAGGUGUUUUUGCAUAUUUAAACUAGGCAAAUUAUUCAUUCAGAUGAUACAAACUCCACGGUGUUUUUGGAGUCCCUAUACCCAAAUUGUGAACCAGAUGUAUUUCACUAAGGCUCAGGUUGAAAUCCGCCAAGGCUGGUUUCCAAUCCAACAUCUAUAGCCACGUGGUCAUAUUCAUCAACUUGCAUUUCACUAGUUCGAUGUCCGUUGUGAUCUAGGGGGAAUGAGGUGAAGUUUAUAUUUGACCUGUCUGUAGGGUGGGGGCGGGGGAGUAGGGAUUGGCUUCAACAAAUAGUGGAGUGGUUGUGGUACAAGGUCUCUGUCAAGACGAGCCAUUCUCAUGCACCAUAGAACUUUCUUUUACCCAUGAGUGAUCGUGCUAACUAUAAGUCAUUUAUAUCUAUACAUUAAAACAAGUUCCUCAAUUAGGCAACAUUUGGUUAGCCAAGCCCAAGUUAUUGUUUGUACUUGAAAGUAAUAAACCUGCAUUUCCUUAAAAAUAA